Molecule: messenger RNA, 1364 nt
Organism: Daphnia pulex (common water flea)
Lineage: Eukaryota; Metazoa; Arthropoda; Branchiopoda; Diplostraca; Daphniidae
Exons: 3
Coding region: 169-798 (209 amino acids)
Source: RefSeq, a predicted model, not a curated record
UUCGCCCGUCUGGUUGUUGAGAGGAACUAUUAUAACCCCGAGAGAAAGCAACCGCGAUCCUUGACCGCGAUCGAUUACACUGGCCCUAAUAACACCAAGCUCGGUCAUUUCGGUUUGAUUCCGCAUUUGUGUCAUUCUCCUUCAGUGGUGAGUCGCAUCUUUCAAAAAAUGGCGCUCCGAUGGAUCAUGUGUGUAAGCGUUUUGUUGGCGACUGGUGGUGCGGCCACCAAAGAGCGUCAUGAGUCCUACCAGCCGGUCGAUGUCGGUUUCCAGUUUUCCACGCCAGUCAACUUGGCCAACACGUUGCAGAACAGUGUGGCAGGGCCGCUCAGCCUCGUUCUGGUCGUCGCCUUCACUGGCAUCCUAGUGGCCGGCCUCUUUGUGCCCAAAUUCACUUCGGCGUGGUCGGCCCGCUCUUCCGACGACGAUCACAAUUCUAGUUGGUGGCAUCGAUUACUCGAUCCGCUGGACGUUGAAGAAGCUUUCGAAUUCAUGAACGACCUGGGAGAUCCUUGUCGCCGGAAGAUUUUGUGUCACGUUCACAGUUUCGUCCCUUAUGCACCGGCUUGGCUCCAGACCGUCGUCCGUGUCAUCAGUAGAAACAUCCGCGGAGUGGCGCGCUACAAAGAUGACAUCAUUUACGGACUGGGAGGGGAGAGCUGUCAAGCCCGCUAUCAAACUGAAUGUCCGCAAUCGGUUGGACAACUUCUAAUGAUGACCAGACCAGUCCGUCGGAUUCUCGAGCAACAGAGGCGACACUUUCAAUCGACCAACGACCGAUACUUUAACUUUGUUUGACGACUGAUUAUCAAUUGUUGGGCGUCUGUGUGUCAGUGGUGUAAGACGGAAGUGCAUUCAAGACAGGAAACUGGUGGAAGAAUAAUGACAAAAAAGAAAAGACGGCCUAGCGGUGGGUCAUAUGUUACAUCAAUCAAAAAGGGCGAUCAACUUGGCCGGGUCGCAAAGGCUAUGUACUGUAAUAUGGGUUACCAUUUAUUCACUAUACCGUCUUGUAUUGGAAUCCAUAUUCAAACAUUCCGUAAUAAAUGAUGAUGAAUGGAAUAAUUGAUUGAAACAUCUGUAAAGUGGUAACGUUUUAUUUCUAAAUUUGUUAGUCUACAUGCGUGCUGUGACUUCGGCAGUUUUCCUUGGUCCGUUAAAGAUGUCAUUCGUAACGGUAAAAACUCCCGGGCUUAUUUUGGUCCGUCUGAAAAAGUACAAGAGUAAAUUUGGCAAAAGAUACAUGCACUUUCGUAUACCCCACAACACACAGACUGUAUUUCACUAUUUCCAAAUCGAACGCGGUUGCAAGUCGAUAACAAUGAAAGUAAAGAAACAAAAAAAGGAAACGAAAUUGCUUAGAA